This is a messenger RNA of Fragaria vesca subsp. vesca, 672 nucleotides long. Its product is annotated as secologanin synthase-like. NCBI's taxonomy places the organism in Eukaryota, Viridiplantae, Streptophyta, Magnoliopsida, Rosales, Rosaceae. The record is from RefSeq and is a predicted model, not a curated record. Bases 1 to 672 code for a protein of 223 amino acids. The transcript has 2 exons. Gene Ontology annotation, molecular function: iron ion binding; oxidoreductase activity, acting on paired donors, with incorporation or reduction of molecular oxygen; monooxygenase activity.
AUGGAGGCAAUCAUUGGAGAAGACAAGAGUUUUGGUAAUGAUUUUCUAGGACUGCUUUUAGAGGCUCAUCACGCUUCGGAUGAUAAGCAGAAGAUUUCGAUUGAUGAGUUGGUUGAGGAAUGCAGGACUUUUUACUUUGCUGGACAAGAGACUACUAAUUCUGUCUUGGAUUAUCCUUCUUCUGGCACAGCACCACUAUUGGCAAGAGGAAGCAAGAAAAGAGGUGCUGCAGUUAUGAGUAUGAUUAUGAAUGAGACCCUAAGGUUAUAUCCUCCUGCUAUUUUGAGUUCAAGGAAGGUUGCAAGGGAAACUAGACUGGGAAAGCUCCUACUUCCGGCUAAUAUGAAGCUGAUUGUCCCACCUCUGGCACUUCAACAUGAUGCUCAGCUCUGGGGACAAGAUGUGGGUUUGUUCAAACCAGAGCGAUUCUCUGAAGGAGUUGCGAAAGCAACUAACGAUAACAUGGCUGCAUUCAUGGCCUUUGGAACGGGGCCUAGAAUGUGUGUGGGAUUCAACUUUGCAGCCAUUGAAAUAAAGACUGCUCUGUCAAUGAUUCUGCAACGCUACUCAUUUACCCUUUCUCCAGGUUAUGUCCACUCGCCUUAUCCGCUGAUUACCAUUUCGGCCACAACAUGGAGUUCAAGUAAUACUACACUCACUCUGAUCUGGUGA